Molecule: messenger RNA, 750 nt
Organism: Metarhizium album ARSEF 1941
Lineage: Eukaryota; Fungi; Ascomycota; Sordariomycetes; Hypocreales; Clavicipitaceae
Product: nicotinamide riboside kinase 1
Exons: 3
Coding region: 1-750 (249 amino acids)
Cellular component (GO): cytoplasm
Source: RefSeq, a predicted model, not a curated record
AUGGCCAAGGCCCUCAUCGUGGGCAUAUCUGGCCCGUCCUCCAGCGGCAAAACCACGCUCGCCCGUCUUCUGCGCGACAUUUUCCCCAACACGCUUGUCCUCCACCAAGACGACUUCUACAAGCCAGAGCCAGAACUGCCCGUCAAAAAUGGCCUGCUGGACUGGGACUGCGCCGGCGCCCUGGACGUGCCCGGCAUGGCAGAAGCGCUCUCUUAUAUCCGGCAGCAUGCCUGUCUCCCGCCGACGCUAGAUUCUAAAGAAGACCGAAAUUCUGUCGGGAAAUGCCCUGUCCGCGAGUCGACCGUCACUGCCCUCAGGAGCAGGGUGUCUGAUGCGCUGCCGUCUUCGCACCCUUUGCGCGGAGGACAUCUUCGGCUGUGCCUUCUGGACGGGUUUUUGCUGUACUCGCCCUCUAUGCGGGCCGUCCAGUCGUACCUUGAUGUUAAACUGUUCGUGAGAGCUUCGUAUGCUAGGAUGAAGGCCAGGAGGGAAGCCCGCGACGGCUAUGUGACCAUUGAGGGAUUCUGGGCCGACCCCCCCGGGUACGUCGACAAGAUUGUGUGGCCGAAUUAUGUCGAGGAGCACGCUUGGAUGUUUGACGGGGGAGAUGUCGAAGGCGCCUUCAAGGCAGACGUGUUGGAUCGUCAGGGCAUCAAGGUGCUCAAGGAGGCACCGGUGGAUGCUGAUCUGGAACAUGUCCUGGGAUGGAUGGUGGGUGUGGUGAUUGAUGAAUUGACGAAACAUUCAUAG